Molecule: messenger RNA, 2484 nt
Organism: Penicillium maclennaniae
Lineage: Eukaryota; Fungi; Ascomycota; Eurotiomycetes; Eurotiales; Aspergillaceae
Product: PA and RING finger domain protein
Exons: 3
Coding region: 1-2484 (827 amino acids)
Source: RefSeq, a predicted model, not a curated record
AUGCGACCUCCACGUCUUCUCCUUGUUAUUUUCUGUCUUAUCUUCUUCCCCAUCUUCCUCACCUUCUUUUCCGCCCUCUCUUCGUCACAUGUUGCCACUCCCAAGACGCUCGCUGAUGACAACUCGACUUUCUUCCUGGCCCGCCCUGCAGCUUUUGGCCCGCUCUUGCCGGGCAAGGGUUUAAGCGGCCAGCUCUGGGUGGGCAGCGGAUUUAGUGAAGGAGGACUUGCCGCAGGCGUUGAAGGAGAACUCGGAUGUUCCGAUAUUCCAGGCUGGGGCGAAGGGGCGGGUCACAAACCACAGGACGCGGCUUCUAGGGGUACAGAGCAGAAGUCCGGCAAGUCCGGAAGUAGUACAUUGAACGAGGGAGCCGUGACACAGAUUCACCCUCGAUUGCCAUUGCAGGCCGAUGCCGCGCGACAGACAGAUCGAAGCGAUGGUCCAAUGGCACCUUUAUCGAAUGACGGUACUGACGAUCAUUUACACCAUCCGCUCUCCGAGUCCAGUGCUGCCGAGAACGGUAUGACCCAAAAAUAUGGCGAUUACGUUCAAGUUAAACAUUCGACGCAUGCCGAUAUCCAGUCACUUCAAGAAACGGCCGAAAUCCAGGGCAAGGUCGUUUUACUGAGUCGUGGUGGUUGUGGGUUCCUCGAGAAGGUGAAAUGGGCUCAGCGCCGAGGAGCCAUGGCGUUGAUCGUUGGCGAUGACACUCGUGGCGGAAACUUGGUCACCAUGUACGCUCGGGGUGAUACGUCGAACGUUACAAUCCCCGCACUCUUCACGUCUCAUACAACAGCCCACCUUCUUUCUUCUUUGAUGCCGUCGCACUCUGGCACAAGGAUUGGUUUCGGUGAUGCUUUGAAAUCAUUGCAAGCGAAAUUUGCUGGCCAGACGGACGUGGACUUGCCAGAAACCACAACGACCGCAAGCGCAACCCCUGCAUUCACACCAACCUCCACCAGUUCUUCUGUGGCAAAGGAGCAGUCUCCUCCUGCUUUGCAGCCCAGUGGCGGGUUCCUCCGCGCCCUCGGAUCUUUCUUCGGCUUAUGCAAUAGAACACGGCAAGCCCGAACCGCGAGCUCAAGGAGCUCAGGAGACUACGAUCAGCGCACCCGAGGCAAAGUUGAUUCCGGCAUGGGCAGCAACUCUGGCUUACCAACUGAUAAUACCGAUGGCGACGGAUUUGUCAUUGGUGUGCAAGAUUGGAGAGAUCCUGAUUUGAUGCCGGCACGAAGCAGCGCCCUCCCAACACCGAGUACUACCGCAACUGAAAAAGAUAGCGCUAAGACUGCUGCUAUAGACUUAGACGCAGCUUCCACUUCGAACAUAUUGCGCGGCGGCAGCAUCACCCCUAGUAGCGGUGAAUACCUCAGCAUCGACAAGUUUACUGGUACUGUUCGCGAUGCUGAUGUCGAGAAAUCUGAGAAAAUUAUCACCACCGCACACGGUACCUCUGAAGCCUCUGGAAAGGGUUGGUUCUCAAGCCAUUUUGGGUGGGGUGAUAUCGCGAAGCAAGAAGCAGGAUCGUCUUCUUCCUCUUCGCCUCAGAAGGUGUCAAGUCAAAAAUCGAGUUCCGCUCAUUCUUCGGAUUCUCCCCCGGCUCUGUUAUCCGAGCACGAAGGCCUCUGGGUUACUAUGACCCCCACAAGCAUGUCGACGAGCCCAUUCUUUGAUACGCUUUUGGUCCUUGUCAUCAGCCCACUCCUGACGCUUACGGUGGUCUAUGCACUUCUACUUCUUCGGUCUCGAAUUCGCCGGCGCCGUUGGCGCGCGCCUAAGUCUGUCAUUGAGCGCCUUCCUGUCCGCACAUACCACACGAUCUCGAAUACAUCGUCCUCUUCCAGCACACCUCGGCCUUCUAGCCCUGGAGCCGUCUCGCCUACUUCACCGCUUCUUGGUGAAAGCCGAUCCAGUACCUCUCGAUCCAACCGGUCGCGAUCUCAGACGAUUGCGGGAGUUCCACUCAGCUCCGCAUCCAGAGAAGAAAAAUCGACAACAAUGCAGUCCGGAUCGACUCUGUGGCGCCAAAAGUAUACUGGCAGACAAGUAGAAUGUGUUGUGUGUCUCGAGGAAUACGUUGACGGACAAAGCCGAGUGAUGAGUUUACCAUGUGGCCACGAGUUCCACGCGGAGUGUAUCACCCCUUGGCUUACUACUCGCCGAAGAACCUGCCCCAUCUGUAAGGGCGAUGUCGUCCGUUCAAUGGCUCAUUCUCAGGCUGCCGAUAUUACCAACCGAGAUGAGCACUCUAGAGACAGUGGCUAUGCUCAAGAACUGGAAGCACAAUCGGAAGCCUCAUCUUCACCUGUGCUUAUUCCCGUACAUGAUGGCGAUGCGUCAGACACUGAGCAGACCGUCGGGCUCCUUGAUGGCCAUCCGAGUUCUGCACCCCACUCAAGUUGGAGGAACCUUGCUUCGCUUAGCUUCUCUGCCCUCAGUGGCGACACUAUCUGGCAUCAGGCUCAUGCAGAUCGAAAUCGCUGA